Molecule: messenger RNA, 591 nt
Organism: Perkinsus marinus ATCC 50983
Lineage: Eukaryota; Perkinsozoa; Perkinsida; Perkinsidae
Product: soluble inorganic pyrophosphatase, putative
Exons: 6
Coding region: 1-591 (196 amino acids)
Biological process (GO): phosphate-containing compound metabolic process
Cellular component (GO): cytoplasm
Molecular function (GO): magnesium ion binding; inorganic diphosphate phosphatase activity
Source: RefSeq, a predicted model, not a curated record
AUGGCGGUGGAGAUUCCUCGAUUCACUCGUGCUAAGAUGGAGAUCAGUCGUGAAUCGUACAACUACCCUGCAGUGAACCCAAUCAAACAGGAUCUCUUCAAAGAUGGUUCCCUGCGCGAGUAUCCCGGAGCUAUAUACUGGAACUACGGCGCGGCUCCACAGACGUUCGAGGACCCGAAUGUCGAGGAGGAAGUGGGUCUCUAUGGCGAUGGAGAUCCUUUAGACUUGAUAGAAGUGGGCCGACCAGCGACUCAGUAUCAUACAGGCCAAAUAAUCAGCGUUAAAAUUCUGGGAGCCCUGGGCCUCGUCGAUGGGGGAGAGGCUGACUGGAAAAUCAUCGUUAUAGCGACCGACGAUCCGUUGUUCGACCGGAUUAACGAUAUAAAUGAUUUGGAAUCAGCUUAUCCCAAUACCAUUUCGGGUAUCAGAGAGUGGUUCAGGUGGUAUAAAUAUCCAACGCAUGGCGUCAUCAACUCCUUUAUGCACGGUGGUCAGCCUUUGAACCGUCGUAAAGCUGUCGAUCUUGUUGCUCGGACUCACGUUAUGUGGAAGCGCCGUUUCUCACCCGAUUCCGAGUCCUAUGGAGUGUGA